AACACAUCACGAGGUGGCAGCACUGGGACACCAAUGGAUGGAAACGCCAAACACUACAUCCAUAGAAGAAGAGAAGCAGGAAUUGGUGCUAAGUUAAUUACUUCAGUCGGUGCCUGUAAUAUUUGAUUAUUAUUUAAUGGCGGAUGACAAGGAGCAAUUGGAAGAUGCAGCAGAGCAGGCCACAGCCAGCUGCUCCGCUUCACCGAGAGACCGUGUGCGUGUCGACAGUCAACUCCAAGAGGCAGUUCGUUUAAAAACAGAAGGCAACACAUUCUAUCGAGACAAAAAUAUUCGAUCUGCCAUUGGACGUUAUCAUCGUGCCUUGAUUGUUCUACGUGGCCUUGACUCUAAGGUUACGUCUGCAGUCGAAGGUUUCGGACCCAAAGCACCUGUACUCAACUCGGAACAACAGGAACUCUUAAGGAACACACAGAUCGACUGCUAUAACAAUCUGGCAGCUUGUUUGCUACAGCGGGAAAGUGUGGACUAUUCACGGGUGCAGGAAUACAGCCUUCAUGUUCUUGAGUUGCGGCCAGGUGACAUCAAAGCACUCUACAGAGCUGGGGUGGCCACCCUGGAGUUAGGAGAUGCUCAAUCUGCUCGGCAGUAUCUCAUGCAGGCCAGCAGGGGGAAACCUAAUGAUGCCAAUGUGAAAAGGCAGCUGCAGAGAGCGGAGGAGAGGCUCAGUAAAGACUACCAGAAAGAGAAGGCCCUGUACAAAGGCAUGUUCAGCCAACAGAAGCAAGAAGGGCAAGGAGACAUGGCAGUGACCCAGAAACAUGUCUAACAGGACUAAUGUUCUAAAGUUGAAUUAAAGUUCAGAUUCCUAAGGGCAAGGCUAAAGAUGUGAGCAAUGCUGCCUGUUACUGCUUGCCAAACACUACGAAACAUGUCCCUGUAAAUCGGGCGAGACUGAGGUUUGGUGGAUGAGAUGUUUGAGAACCAUCAACUGCUACAGAUGGACUGUCAAAAUGAACCUUCCUGCACUGACUGAGAGAAGUUUGGUUAUCUACUCCUAGGUUAUGUUUGUCUUCAGCAGUGAUUGUCUUCAAAUGGUUGAUCUUUUGUCACCACUUGAAUAGGUAACACACCCUCAUUUUUUUCCACUUUGUUUUAAUGAAAUCAAUAAAUAUUUUUGAAGUGAA
Molecule: messenger RNA, 1145 nt
Organism: Alosa alosa (allis shad)
Lineage: Eukaryota; Metazoa; Chordata; Actinopteri; Clupeiformes; Clupeidae
Gene: ttc9c
Product: tetratricopeptide repeat domain 9C
Exons: 4
Coding region: 137-787 (216 amino acids)
Molecular function (GO): protein binding
Source: RefSeq, a predicted model, not a curated record